Messenger RNA from Amborella trichopoda, 1294 nucleotides. Its product is annotated as Haloacid dehalogenase-like hydrolase (HAD) superfamily protein. Lineage: Eukaryota; Viridiplantae; Streptophyta; Magnoliopsida; Amborellales; Amborellaceae. The record is from RefSeq and is a predicted model, not a curated record.
AGCCAGAGAUUUUAGAGAGAGAAAUAUAUUUUAGAGAGAGAAAUAUAUUUUUAGGAGAGAGAAAUUGUGGAGAGAGAGUACAAAAGGAAUUUUAAAGAGAGUGAAGAAGAGAGAGUGAGAGUCGAAAGGAAGGGAAAAGGCCCACUUCCGCCAAUGAAGGAAAAAGAAAAACUACAGAUAGAAAGUGGAGAUGGCGAUUAGGAUUUGGAGAAGGUUCGGGCAGUUUUGCUCUAUUCCCAGUAAUGGUGUUCUCAGUGGACUCUGCAACAACAAUAACGCGAAUUUCAAGGCUUCCUCUUCUUUUUCCUCUGCAUUUUCGUCAGCUUCUCCUCUUCCUUCUUCUUCUUCUGUGGAUUCAAGAUGUUUAGGCUUUGAUCUUCCUGGCAUGAAAGAGUACAUUGAGUACAGGCGAUCCAUUUAUGGAGACAUAACCCACAAAGCUGUUCUGGUUGAUGCUGUUGGAACACUUGUUGUUCCUUCUCAGCCCAUGGCUCAGAUUUAUAAGACAAUUGGCCAGAAAUAUGGAGUAAAGUAUUCGGAGAAUGAGAUUCUCAACAGGUAUCGGUGGGCAUAUGCACAGCCAUGGGCUCUAUCUCGACUGAGAUAUGUAAAUGAUGGGAGACCAUUUUGGCAAUUCAUAGUCAGCUCUUCUACUGGGUGUGAGGAUUCUCAGUACUUUGAAGAGCUUUAUCAUUACUAUGCCACAGACAAGGCAUGGCACUUGUGUGAUCCCGAAGCUGACAAGGCAUUUCAAGCCCUUAGGAGAGCGGGAGUAAAGGUGGCUGUGGUGUCGAACUUUGAUACUCGCUUGAGGCCUCUUUUGAAAGCUCUGAAGUGUGAUCACUGGUUUGAUGCAGUGGCAGUUUCAGCUGAGGUUGAAGCAGAGAAGCCCAACCCAACAAUUUUCUUGAAGGCCUGUGAGUUGUUGGGAGUAAAACCCGAGGAAGCGGUGCACGUGGGUGAUGACCGAAGGAACGAUCUAUGGGGUGCAAGAGAUGCAGGAUGUGAUGCUUGGCUUUGGGGAAGUGAUGUUCAAUCUUUUAAGGAGGUUGCUGAAAGGAUAGGAGUCAAAGUUUGAGAUGACCAAAGGCCUGUCCUGAGGUUCUGAUGACUGUAUACUUCUUUUCUCUGAAGGUUGACUCAAACCCUAUUUCCUUGUAUUCCUUCUGUUUACAAAAGUUGAAAGUGUAGAGGCAAACUGAUGUAAUGAUUCAGAACAAUAAUAUGAAGCGGCGUACAGGCUCCCGGUCUCUGUUUCUGGGUGAUUCGCCAAUUGCUAUUGUUUGAUGUUGGA